This is a messenger RNA of Phlebotomus argentipes, 2717 nucleotides long. RefSeq lists its product as uncharacterized. The record is from RefSeq and is a predicted model, not a curated record. Gene Ontology annotation, biological process: cilium assembly. Gene Ontology annotation, molecular function: microtubule binding. NCBI's taxonomy places the organism in Eukaryota, Metazoa, Arthropoda, Insecta, Diptera, Psychodidae. Gene Ontology annotation, cellular component: cilium; microtubule. The transcript is spliced from 6 exons. The coding region runs from base 103 to 2649 and encodes 848 amino acids.
GUGCUAAGCGUCUCUCAAGACGGUCUUUUCUCUGAUUCCUUCCUCCGCGUGUGUGUGUGUGUGUCUCAAGUGCAAGAAGGCAGAGGUGGGCGAAAGUGCGGCAUGAUUUACCAGAGCGGCGGAAAUCGCGAGCUGAGUUUAGUGGAGCAGAAGAAGCGCCAGUGGCAGAAGGAGCGUGAAGAGAUGGCAAAGCUCGGCGACUUUCCCAUAAAGAUUGAAUCGCUAUCGAGUACGAAGUAUGAGAAGACCAGUAUUCGAACCUUCUAUGCCAGCAAUAUGGAUGUUGGGGAUAAGUAUCGUGGAAGCUACAGGAAGAUUCCCUCACAUCAUGGCUCCUUCUACGACGAGGACAAUCGCAGAUUGCGGAGCCCGAGUCUGCCGCCCAUCGGCAGGCAGAAGUUCAGUCAUCAGGGCAGCGUCGUGCGCCAGAGCACCACGGAGGACGACACUGGAUACACCAGUGGAUCGCCUCAGCACUCGGACAGCAGCGGAGGAGCGGAUGUGUGGACGAACACUGAACCGCAGGCGGCUAAGCAUCGUCCGGAGGAGGCUGCUGAGGACAGCUUCUCAGAGACCACCACGAACAAGAGCAAUCCGCAGCGCGAGAGUCAAGGACACAAAAUGUCCCCAGACAGUCUGGAUCUGGAGCACGAGACGGAGUUCUCAAAGUCGCUGAGCACUCCGUCAUCCUCGUCUUCGGGUGGGCAAUCGUUCGCUUCCUUUCAGCCGCCAGACUUUGCGGGGUAUCACAAAGUAAAGGAGGAGCGCGCCAAGUGGGGCGAUCGAGGAGUGACUGUGGGGCACUUGUAUGACCCCAUUGCACGCGUGGAGAUGGAGAAGUCGGCCAGGAGUGUGCCGGUGUGGCUGGAGAAGGGCCUUCAUGAGAUGCGCGACAGCGAGGAUGAGUCUGUGAGGUCAUUCAUCCGUGGCCAGAACACUCCUAUUGAUCCACAGGUGUUGGAGGAGCGCGCCAAUCGUCGGCGGAAGGCGAUGGAAUUGCAGGAUGCCAUCAAGGAACAGCUGAAGGAGCGCGAGAGACAGAAGAAGUGGGAGAAGGAGAGGCGACUCCGCGAAGAGCGGCUAGAGGAGGAGCGUCUGAUGCACCAGAUGGAGAUGGAGAGGGCGCGCUUCGAGUAUGAGCAGAGGCUGCAGCAGGAGAAGCUGGAGAAGGAGCGCAAGAAGCAUGAUAUGAUGCGCCGGGCACUUGUGAAGGCGGAAAUGGAUGCGAAGAUAGAGAAAGACCGACGGAAGCACAAGGUGUUCCACAAGGAGGCUUCGCCACCUCCUGCAAGGGAGAGGGAGGAAGCUCCGAAGGAGACAGAGAAGUGCGAGGAGGUGAAACAGGAGGAUAAGCUGGAGGUUCCGGAGGAGAAGAUGUUGAUUGGCACGCCAAUAAAGCUGAAGAAGCAGGUGGUGUCGCAGGAAGAGGAGAAGGAGGCUGAGGAUGCUCCACCGGAGAAACCUGUGGUGGUCAUUGACAAGAGUCGUCCAACGGAUAUUGAUGGUAUUGCUUUGGUGCUCCAAACCAUGACACCAGUCGUGCCGUUGCCCAUUGCCAGUGACUUUCUCAACGCCACGGUGAAUAAUCUUCAGCUAGCACUCCUGCUGGCAGCGCAGCAGCGUCCCGGAGGUGUUGUCCAGGAAGCACAAGUAGCUGCGGAGCCCGAGAAGAUCUCCAUGCGAGAGAGUCACAACAGAGAGUGCAGCUAUUGCUGCAAAAUUCAUGGAAUUGCCUCUAGUCCAUCUCCACCCAAGGAGGAAGUCAUCCAAACUGAGGAACCAGUUGAGGAAGUUCCACCAAAACUGCCCAAUGAAGCCACUUUCAUCAAAGAGGAUCUUCCAUGUAAUGAGAUGAAGGUUGACGUGGCCACGAGUACAACACUCGACUCCUCUGAGGCGGACAAGACGCUCACGCCCAGGAAGUACAGGCGAGACUCUUCUUCGUCGGUGGAUGUGGGUGUGCAGACGGAGAUUACAUCCAGAAUGUGCAAUCUUUGCUGCCAUCACAAGCUCUAUCUCCAGGAGAUCUCCACAGUGACCACGUCGGUGACUUCGACGUCCAAGAACAAAGUGCUGGGAGAGAGGAAGAUUGUCCCGGAAGAGGAGAAGAAUGUGGAGAAUGAGACCAUCACCACAACGACUACCACAAAGACGAUGAUCCGCUCGAAACCAGGAAAGGGAAAGAAGGCGGAACCGCGACCCAAGUGGGGCGUCAAUCGGCCCCUGAUGCAGUACAUCAAGGCCAGCGAGAGGGAUCCGUUCUGUCUGCGACAGCGUCGCAAAAAGUACCAACAGAGGAGCUUCGUGAAGGAGGAAGAGGAAGAGGAGGAUGACAGCUCAAAGAGCUCCUCGAAGCACAGGAAUGUCUGCACGGAGAUUCUCCCCAUUAAGACAGAUUCCAAUGGAAGGAUUUUCCUGAACUUCCACGAGGCGAGUGUGAUGAUGAAGGAGGAUCCAGUGGUGCAGGGCGCUGUGCAGGCCAGACAGCGCAUCAUGGGUAAGCGUGGGGAGGAACAGGAGAGGAUCUUCUCGAAGGACAACAAGAACUUUUCCAAUCUGGCCAUCGUGAAGGCCUCCAGCGCCAGGCGGCAGAGUAGUUGCGAAGAUGUGGACACUGAGGAGUGCACAUCAGAGAUUUCUAGGGAUUAGAGAGCACAUUCAUAGACUGCACAAGAUCAGGAAUGCACAACUUCACCAUGUUCUUGGGAAACUGAAUA